Xenopus laevis (African clawed frog) is the source of this 3511-nucleotide messenger RNA. RefSeq names its product TNF receptor associated factor 4 S homeolog (gene traf4.S). NCBI's taxonomy places the organism in Eukaryota, Metazoa, Chordata, Amphibia, Anura, Pipidae. The record is from RefSeq and is a predicted model, not a curated record. The coding region runs from base 228 to 1640 and encodes 470 amino acids. The transcript is spliced from 7 exons.
UGAGCAGCUGAUCGAGCAGCGGGGGGAGGAGCCGACAGAUCACAGAAGUCACAGAACAGACACAGAACUGGCACUUGGGUCCUGACACCGGGGAAGUGGGAACAGGAGGAGCUUUAUCUCAGCUGGAUUUAUCACUCUCGAGCCCCUUUAUCAUUCUCUUCUCACUGGGACUGGAGGAACCCCGAGAGCCGGCAGCUCCCUCUUUUGAGCCGGGGAGUCGGUGCAACAUGCCGGGCUACGAUUAUAAAUUCCUGGAGAAGCUGCGGCGCAAGUUCCUGUGUCCCCUGUGCUCUAAAGCCAUUCGGGAGCCCGUGCAGGUGUCGACUUGUGGCCAUCGCUUCUGUGACACGUGUCUGCAGGAAUUCCUCAGUGAAGGAGUAUUUAAAUGUCCAGAAGAUCAGCUCCCUCUGGACUAUGCAAAGAUUUAUCCAGACCGAGACUUAGAAACCCAGGUCAUGAGCUUGACUAUACGUUGUAUACAUAGCGAAGAAGGGUGUCGCUGGAGUGGGCAGCUAAAGCAACUUCAGACUCACCUCAACAUUUGUGCCUUCAAUGUUAUUCCCUGCCCGAACCGCUGCAGCACCAAACUGAUUCGCCGAGACCUGCCGGAGCAUAUGCAGCACGAUUGCCCAAAGCGCAAAGUACGGUGUGAGUUCUGCGGGACUGACUUUACUGGGGAGGCAUAUGAGGAACACCAAGGCUGCUGUCCCCAGGAAAGUGUGUACUGUGAGAAUAAGUGUGGCGCUCGCAUGAUGAGGCGCGUGUUGUCUCAACAUUCCCUGGUGGAAUGCCCCAAGCGCACCCAGCCCUGCCCUUACUGCAACAAGGAGUUUGUGUUUGACACUAUCCAAAGUCACCAGUAUCAAUGUCCAAGGUACCCAACUCCCUGUCCCAAUCAGUGUGGAGUAUCAAGCAUUGCAAGAGAAGACCUGAGCAGCCAUAUAAAGGAGAGCUGCAGCUCUGCCCUUGUGCUUUGCCCUUUUAAAGACUCUGGCUGCAAACACCGGAGUCCAAAGAUCACUAUGAGCCGACACCUGGAAGAGAACAUGAGAUCCCACCUCAGCAUGAUGUCCUCCCUCGUCAGCCGACAAAGGCAAGAAAUCCUGGAGUUGAGGAAACAAGUGGAGGAACUGUCUGUCAGCAGUGAAGGGGUGCUUAUCUGGAAGAUUAGCGACUACUCCCGAAAAGUGCAAGAGGCAAAGGUCAGAGGCAACUAUGAGUCUUUUAGCCCAACCUUCUACACUCACAAAUAUGGUUACAGGCUUCAGGUUUCUGCCUUUCUAAAUGGAAAUGGCAGUGGAGAGGGAAAUUAUCUGUCUGUGUACAUACGGGUUCUACCUGGGGAAUAUGACAACCUACUAGAAUGGCCCUUUUCAUAUCGUGUCACCUUUUCCCUUCUUGACCAAAGUGACCCAUCCUUGUCCAAGCCCCAACAUGUAACAGAAACUUUCAACCCUGACCCCAACUGGAAGAACUUCCAAAAGCCCACUUGUUCCAGAAAUUCACUGGAUGAAAGCACCCUUGGCUUCGGCUAUCCUAAGUUUAUUUCCAAUGAGGACAUAAGGAAACGAAAUUAUUUACGCGAUAAUGCCAUAUUCUUACGAGCAUCAGUGGAAAUCCCACAAAAGAUCAUUGUGUAAUUGAAUACUUGAAAUCUGAACUCCGUUUGAACUUUGCUCUGUGAAGAGUUUAUUUAAUAUGGGUGCCCAAGCUCCAUGAAGGAGAAGGGUCACUAAAGGAGUACAAGACGCUGGAGUGUUCACACCUUUGUACAUUUUUAUUAUGAGGUUCUGUGACCAAGUCAACUGUGAACCCCUGUGGAGAGUAGACAGUUGUGCCUAAUCAGGUUGCAUUCUGGAGAAUUCAGUUCUGAAGAAACGACUUAAGACAGAAAUGGGCUGAGAUACUGUCAGCAUAGACUGUGCUGGAAGGCUGAGCAUGGAACUUUAAAGCUGGUCUGCAGCUUUUGAACAAGAUUCUUAAUGAUUGGAAAGAAGUCCUAAAAAAAAGAAAUCUGGGGAGCCUCUUGCAUUAUACAAAGUCAUCUCCAAGACCUGAUGGAAAAUAAACUUGUCUGUAUGACAUCAAGUAAGCUCUAGGUUGCCUCAAAGCUUAGGGUUCUCACAUUCUCAUGGGAGAUUGUUGUUAUGAGAACUAUCCAACCAGCUAGGUGCUACCAUGAAGCCAAAGUGUCCAAUCAGAGGAAGAACUGAGAGACUUGCCUUUUCCAUUAGGAAGCCUGCAGAUGGUAUGGAUGCUCUACCUCAAGGGAAAUUAUAUGGUGCUGGAAUAUUGUGUAACCACAAUGGGAAACAUUCCGUGUGUGUUUCUAGGUAACUUGCAGCACUCGCAAUGAGUGUGUUCUUUGGUCCUUCUCUGAUUUAAAAGAUUUUUCACAUUUAUGGCCAAUUAAUGCAUCAUUAAAUGCAAAUAUUCUGUGAAAUAACAGGACUGUGUCCUGUGGGCCCAUAUAGGACCUGUGGGGAUGACCUUGUUUGUAUACUGGUUCACACGACAGCACACAUUUUCUAAGUUUAUAUACUUUUUACGCUUUUGUAAUUAACAGUUUGAUAAUUAAAUGCUCUGGAUCCUUUGGCCUUUGAUUCAACUGAAUUUUUUAAGCUCUUGGUUUUAAUCAUUGAACAGUGGUGUGAAGAGAGUGCUCUGUAUGUACAGUAUGAUGUCUAUAGUUAGCAGUAUGUACAUAUCCUAAAAUAGAAUAGGUCUUUUUAUUAUUGGAUCAAUAACCUAUUUGCCAACAGUGCAAAACCAUUCCCUUAAAGGAGGAAUGUCUUAACCGGUGCCACCCCACUUGCUCCAUCUCUACAACCUCCAGCAAUCCUCAAAAGGCGCUUGGGCAUGACAGAAGUUGUAGUUCAAUGGCUGCCAAGGGAUUGCAGGUUUAGACAGAUCUCCUUCAGAACUGUGGAAAUAUAACACCUAUUUUUUGCUAAGAUAAAACUGCUUUUGACCAAGAAUCCAUGGAUUGAUUGCUCUGUGAGAAUUCUGUAGCUACUUGUUGGCUAUCUUUGCCCUAAAUAGAAAAAGCAAUAAAAAUGAUGUAAAUCACUGCAGCACAUAUAGCUGCAUAUAGUCUUAUGUGCCUGAAGCUCACUUGGCACUUUGAAGCACACAAUAUAAUGGUGCAACAAGUACUGCUGCAGACUAGGGGUCUUUAUCUCCUGCCCUUUCCACUUCCCAGCAACCACCUUCCACCUUAACCCUAAAAAAACAAACAAGUUGCGGUUCACCAGUUGGUUGAGGGAUGCGGAACAUGCAGAACAUUCAUCUACCUGUCCUUCCAACCGGCCUUGUUUGUUUUGCUGGAAUAGGGGAAUAUAUAGUAUGUAAAGCUUGGGUUCUUUGGGAUGAAGUUCUUGUCUGUACAGUUGAUUCUGCUGAUUCAGCAAUAGAAAGGUAAUAACUCGGCCUAUAGUUCAUAACAAAAAUUUUGUGGAAUAGACUGUGUAUACCAACAGAGCAAUAACAGGCAGAUCCUAUAAACGGAGAU